Molecule: messenger RNA, 1759 nt
Organism: Macaca mulatta (Rhesus monkey)
Lineage: Eukaryota; Metazoa; Chordata; Mammalia; Primates; Cercopithecidae
Gene: TIMM9
Product: translocase of inner mitochondrial membrane 9
Source: RefSeq, a predicted model, not a curated record
AUUUCCUCUCGUUAUAACGAAUCGGCGUCUAAGGGUUUAAGUGUCACUUGACAUCACUGCUCCCACGUGUUCUUUCCCAUCUGGCGGCCGCGGCUCCUGUCCUGACCCUGACCCGCCCUCCCGAGGCUCAGCCGUCCCCCAACGCCCCCCAGCCUUGCACUGAUGUCGGAUGCGAGAGCCUGUGCUUAAGUAAGAAUCAGGCCUUACUGGAGACAUUCAAGCAAAGGUUGGACAACUACUUUUCCAGAACAGAAACGAAACUCAUGCAUCAGAAAAGGUGACUAAUAAAGGUACCAGAAGAAUAUGGCUGCACAAAUACCAGAAUCUGAUCAGAUAAAACAGUUUAAGGAAUUUCUGGGGACCUACAAUAAACUUACAGAGACCUGCUUUUUGGACUGUGUUAAAGACUUCACAACAAGAGAAGUAAAACCUGAAGAGACCACCUGUUCAGAACAUUGCUUACAGAAAUAUUUAAAAAUGACACAAAGAAUAUCCAUGAGAUUUCAGGAAUAUCAUAUUCAGCAGAAUGAAGCCCUGGCAGCCAAAGCAGGACUCCUUGGCCAACCACGAUAGAGAAGUCCUGAUGGAUGAACUUUUGAUGAAAGAUUGCCAACAGCUGCUUUAUUGGAAAUGAGGACUCAUCUGAUAGAAUCCCCUGAAAGCAGUAGCCACAAUGUUAAACCAUCUGUCAUGACUUUGGCAAAUGGAAACCACUGGAGAAACAAAAUUGCUAUUUACCAGGAAUAAUCAAACUAGAAGGUCUUAUUGUUCAAUGAAAUAAUAAGAUGCAACAUUUGUUGAGGCCUUAUGAUUCAGCAACUUGGUCACUUGAUUAGAAAAAUAAACCAUUGUUUCUUCAAUUGUGACUGUUAAUUUUAAAGCAACUUAUGUGUUCAAUCAUGUAUGAGAUAGACAAAUUUUUAUUACUAAAAGUAAAAUAAAUGGAAAUAUCACUGAGUAGUUGUUUAUACUGUAUGGUACCAUAGUAUUCUCACUGGACUGUGGAUACGUUGAAAUGUUUUUCAAUCAGGAUCAUCCUCCAAGCAUUCCUGUUCAUUCACGUCUGCCUCAAAUUGCUGGUGAAUACAUAAAACAGUUACUUGCUAAUCAUUUCAAUGCACGGUCCUUUUCUUGCCUCCCUUGUGUCAGGGUGGGCAUUAUUCCUUUUUUUUUUUUUUUUGAGAUGGAGUUUUGCUUUCGUCACCCAGGAUGGAGUGCAAUGGUGCGAUCUUGGCUUACUGCAACCUCCACCUCCCAGGUUCAAGCAAUUCUCCUGCCUCAGCCUCCCAAGUAACUGGGAUUACAGGUGUGUGCCACCAUGCCUGGCUAAUUUUUGUAUUUUUAGUAGAGAUGGGGUUUCACCAUGUUGGUCAGGCUGGUGUCAAACUCCUGACCUCCAGUGAUCCGCCCACCUCAGCCUCCCAAAGUGCUAGGAUUACAGGCAUGAGCCACUGUGCCCGGCCACAUAUUCUUAUCUUACCUACAUUUUCAUAUAUCUUCAGGAAACCAUCCCAUCUGCCCUAGUUUGGGAAUGUUUAAGAGUUGAAUGUUACACUGUAAUGGAGUUCAUGUUUGUGUUUUUUUCAAAAGCUGACAGUUAAAUAUGAUAGAUUCCAAGGCUUGCCAAUGAUAAAAAGUGAACCAAAGUAAUGUCUUAUGGCUAAUGAAUCCUGAAAUGAAUCCAAGCAUUUGCAGGAAAUUCUAGUUGAUGCAUAUGUAUACCAAGUAGUUUAGUAAAAUGCAAGUGGACUAAAACUUA